Molecule: messenger RNA, 9054 nt
Organism: Sceloporus undulatus (fence lizard)
Lineage: Eukaryota; Metazoa; Chordata; Lepidosauria; Squamata; Phrynosomatidae
Gene: MEGF8
Product: multiple EGF like domains 8
Exons: 43
Coding region: 195-8414 (2739 amino acids)
Molecular function (GO): protein binding; calcium ion binding
Source: RefSeq, a predicted model, not a curated record
CCCUGGGUCCUCCCAGGCUGCCCUUCUCCUCCUCUCUCAGGGCUUCUCUGCAGCAGAGCUGGGCCAAGAGACCCCAGGGACCCCAAGAUCCCCUGGAAGACCUCUGCAAAGCAAGGUUCGGCCAUGAUGCUGCUGUUGCCCUUUGGAGCAUCCUGACCCAGCGCUUGGAAUUGGGGGAAGAUCCCAAAGCUGCAAUGGGGCCCCAAGUCUCUAGCCCCCUGAGGCUGGUCAUAGCCCUUCUCCUAUCCCUGUGCUGGAUCCAUCUGGUCAAUGGUGGCGACUGCAAGGGACACCGGCAAGUCCUGCGCGGCGCGUCCGGCUACGUGACGGACGGCCCGGGCAACUAUUCGGUCAAUGGCAACUGCGAAUGGCUAGUGGAAGCUCCCAGCAGCAGCUACCGCAUCCUCCUGACCUUCAUGUUUAUGGACACAGAGUGUACCUACGAUUACCUCUUCAUUUACGACGGAGAUUCCCCCAGCAGCCCUUUGCUGGCCAGCCUCAGCGGAAGCACCUUACCACCCACCAUUGAGGCCACCUCUGGAAAGAUGCUCCUGCACCUCUUCAGCGACGCCAACUACAACCUUCUGGGCUUCAACGCUACUUACACGAUCUCGCUCUGUCCGAGGGGCUGCUCCGGACGCGGGCGAUGCGACAGCGAAGGGCACUGCGUCUGCUUUCGGGAGUGGGGCGGCGAGGACUGUUCGGUGCCCGACUGUGCCACUUACUGCCAGAACCAUGGCACCUGCAACCAGGAGUCUGGGCGCUGUCAUUGCCAGCCGGGGUUUGUGGGCCAGGCUUGCAACUUAGCCCUGAGUGAGAACCAAGGAGCCGGAAAGUGGUACAACGUCAGUGACCAGGACCCCGGUUUCCGUCCCCGAACGGCUGCCGCUGGGGCUUUCCUGCCCUCCACUGGAGGACUGUACAUCUUUGGAGGUUUGGACCUCAACACUCCCCUGGGAGACCUGGUCUUUUACAACUUCAGCACCAACCUCUGGCAUCAGCGGGUGCUCAGCCCUUCCCCGUCUGCCCGUCAUUCCCAUUCGGCCGUGGCCUGGGAGGGCGUCCUGGUCCUUUUCGGGGGCGAGUUGUCCAGCGGGUUCCUUGCCAGCGACGUCUGGAUGUACCUGCCCCGUGAGGGCAGAUGGCGGGAGCUGGUGCCCCUCAACACCACCUGGUUCCCUCCGCCGGCCGGACUGGCCGGACACGCGUCUGCCAUAGUGGACGACUGGCUCUACGUCUUCGGAGGCCGGACGGCGGUGGACGUCUUCUCUUCCCAGAUGUUCCGCUUCCACCUGCGGUCCUGGCGCUGGGAGCUGGUGGUCCCUUCGGGGGGCAAGGCUCCGGCCGCAGCUGGCCACUCCAUGGUCUUCCAUCCGGCCUCCCGGACGCUUGUGGUUUAUGGCGGGCACCGGCCCUCCACCGCCAGGUUCAGCGUUCGAGUGAACACCACAGACCUCUUCCAUGUGGACCUGCGCUACUGGAGCACCUUACGCUCCAAGGAUUUGCACCGGGGACCUCGAGAGAGGGCCUUCCACUCCGCCACCGUCAUUGGCAACUACAUGGUGGUUUAUGGAGGCAACGUCCACAUCCAUUACCAUGAGGAGAAAUGCUACGAGGACGAGAUCUUCUUCUACCACCUGGGCUGCCACCAGUGGGUCUCCCGCCACGAACUGGCCCCACCGAUCUCCCACGAGCAUGAGGGCAAGGCGCAAGCUCAGGCUCGUGGCCGCUACUCUCACGUGGCCACCGUCAUGAAUGGGAAUGUCCUACUGGUGGCCGGAGGCUACAGCGGUGUGCCACGGGGCGACCUUUUAGCUUACAAAGUGCCCACCUUUGUCUUCCAGGUGCCCUCCCAGAUGUACCACCUGGAUUACUGCUCCAUUUACACCGAGAAGGCCACCUGUGCCAAGGAUCCAGAGUGCACCUGGUGCAUGAGAGGAUGCCAGAGCACACAACCCCGCAACAUUUGCCCCAGUACCAGCUGCCUGGGCUUGGCUCGCCUCUUAGUGGAUUGCCAGUCCUGCCUGGCGUUUGGCGGUGCUAAUGCCUCCCUGCCCCGUGCCCCAGGACCCUUCGGUUGGUGCGUGCAAAACGAGACUUGCAUGCCUCUCUCGGAACAUGGCAGCUGCCAAGUGGAGAAGAUCUCUGGGACCUAUGGCUGGUGGGGGUCUCAGCCCUUCUUCCUCACCUCCUUGGCGCAAUGCCAGCGUGACAGCUUCCUGCCCGGACUCCAUCUCAUCUACUACUACCAGCCGCGCAACGACUCCCAGCCAGAUAAGCUCUCCAUCAUCCAGAACAGCAACAUCAACAUCAGUCCCACCACAGAGGUGGACAUCUCAGUGGUCUUCAAGGGCUUCAUCCACCCAUUGGUCAGCGGUCCAGGGCCGGCCGAAGACAUCUCCAUCUGGGCACGCAUCCAACGCCUCUUUGUGACUGCAAAGUUGGCCCGGGCCUCGGGUUCGUUGGAGCUGGAGGAGGUGGGCCGCUGGGCCGUUUACCAGGAGAAGGAGAAGCGGCUGCUUCAGCGCCCGGGGGGCGAACGCCUCUUCCCCAACACCGAAAGGGGGAAGAAAUACAUGGUGCUGGUUGAAGGCUACCUCAACCACUCUGGCAACGGACAGUCGAGCGAACUGGCCCUCACCUGGGACCGGACAGGGGUCCCAGGGGGCAGCGAGAUUUCCUACUUUUUCCUGGAACCAUACCGCUCUGAGAUGUGCGCCAUGUACCGUUCCUGCCUCGCUUGCCUUGCAGACCAGGGCUGCGGCUGGUGCCCACUUAGUGCCACUUGCCACCGGCGUCUGGCCAACAAAGAGGAUGCCGGACCCUGCGGGGCAGGCAGUGUGCGCCUCAUCCUGACCCCGGGUAACUGCAUCUUGUGUGAGGACUACCGAGAUUGCCAUGCCUGCAGCAAGGAUCCGUUCUGCGAGUGGCAAGUGAACAGCAGCAAGAAGGGGGAUUUCCUCUGCAGCCGCCGAGGCCGCCAGCCCAGCGCCAUCCGGUCGCCCAAGGACUGCCCCAAGCUCUGCAACCAGCGGACCUCAUGCUCCGAAUGCCUCUCCAACUCCAGCCAAUGCGCCUGGUGCCAGUCCACACGCAGCUGCUUCUUCUUUGCUGCUUACCUGGCCAAGUAUCCGUAUGGGGAUUGCCGUGGGUGGUAUGACAGCGUCCAUUCGGUCCCCCAAUGUCUGGACUGCACCCGGUUCAACACUUGCCGUGAGUGUCUGCAAAACUUUGAGUGUGGUUGGUGUGGGAACUCAGACAACCCUACUCUGGGCAGGUGCCUUCCUGGGGAUUUCUCUGGCUUGAACACUUUCCUGAAUUGCUCAGUGGCCCUUUGGGAGAUGCAUGGCCUGCCUCCCACCCACCCGGCCCAGUGGUCCUACGGCCAGUGCCCCGAUGUGGACGAGUGCCGCCUGGGCCUGGCCAACUGCCACCCCUUUGCCAGCUGCAAGAAUACCCCAGACACCUUCGAAUGCCAUUGCAACCGGGGCUACGCCGGAGACGGUGUGGCCUAUUGCAAUCAGACCUGCUACGACGAAUGCGCCCACGGCGAGUGCAGCGGUGCCCCCAACUUCACCUGCUUGUGCGAUUUAGGAUGGACCACGGAGGUGGUUACGGGGGCCACCCCUCCGCCCAGCGGGGUCCAGUGCAACGUGGACUGCGGGUGCCACUUCCACAGCAGCUGCACGCUCAGCGGGCCUGGCGUUUGCGACGAGUGCCAAAACUGGACGCAUGGUGACCGCUGCCACCUUUGCCGCCCGGGCAGUUAUGGCAACGCCACUGACCCAAGUGGCUGCCAGGAGUGUGCUUGCAAUGGCCACGGCUUGGAGGAGAUGGGCUUCUGCCAUGGGACCACGGGGGCCUGCUACUGCGGCCCACCCACGGAGGGGACCCACUGUGAGCGCUGCGCCCCAGGAUACUACGGGGAUCCCAGAAACAAAGGCGUCUGCUAUCAGGAAUGCCUUGGGCGGUCCUUGCUGGCCAACCUUUCCGCAUCUUCCUCGCUGAGCUCCCAAAGGGCUGGGGGACCCCCGCUUGGCGGGCUGUCCUACUGCGUCUGGGUGUUGUCGACCGGAGAUGGCGUGCAGCCCUGCCAGCCGGACCAGACCUGCCCCACCAUCACCCUCACGAUCCAGCCUGACACCCUUUGUAUGAACAACUACGUCUAUGUUUUUGAUGGCUUACCUGACUUUCUGGAUACGGGCCUGAUCCAGCUGGACCGCACUCUGAUCGGGGCCUUCUGCGGUCAAGGCUGGAGCCGUCCCAUGACGGUGGAAGCCAUAUCAGGCCUGCUGGUCAUUUACUACGAGGCCAACUCCAGCGAGGCGUCCGGCUUCAACGCCACUUACACAGUCCACCGGUGCCGCCCCAGCUGCCAACCCAACCAGGAGUGCCAGGAGGGCCGCUGCGUCUGCCGGGUGGGCUACACGGGGCCCAGCUGCCAGUACCAGACCUGUCCGGGCAACUGUACGGCCCAUGCUGGACAAGGGACGUGCAACAGGAGCCUUGGCCUCUGCGUCUGCAGCGAUCGUUUUGCUGGCGUGGAUUGCUCCGUGCCACUGGACGCGGGCAAGAUCGUGUGGGAGACCUUGAUUGACACCCAACUGACCGCCGACACAGCCAGCCGGUUCCUCCACCGUCUGGGCCACACCAUGGUGGAGGGGCCAGACAACACGCUCUGGAUGUUCGGGGGGAUGUCGUUGCGGGAAGGGAUGCUGGGCAACGUUUACAGGUACUCCAUUGUCGAGCGCCGCUGGACACAGAUGCUGGCUGGGACAGAGGACCGAGGCCCUGGGCCCAACCCCCGGUACUUCCACGCAGCCGCCUACAUCCCUGCCUCCAAGGCCAUGUACCUCCUUGGUGGGCUGACGGCCGACGGGGUGGUCAGCGACUUCUGGCUGCUCAACCUCACCACCCUGCAGUGGAGGCUUGUGCAGGAUCCCUUGAUCCCGGCUGUGGCUGGCCACACUCUCACGGCUCGGCGUGGGUCCUCCUUGCUCCUCAUUGGUGGCUAUUCUCCCGAGAACGGCUUCAACAAGAAACUCUUGGAGUAUAAUGUGAUGUCGGAGACCUGGCACGCGGGGAACCAGGCCGGGACGCCUCCUACCGGCCUGUAUGGACACUCUGCUGUCUACCACGAAGGCACGGAUGCCAUCUACGUCUUUGGUGGGCAUCGCUUCCAUGUGGAGAUGGUUUCUGCCUCUGCUGAGCUCUACAGCCUUUACUACCCCAAUUUGACGUGGAGCUUGUUGGCCCCAUCUCAAGGGCCAAAGCCCUUGGCUCACUUCUUCCAUGUGGCAGCCGUGCUGAAGGACACCAUGGUGGUGAUCGGAGGGCGCACCGAGCGUGAAAAUUUCACCAACCACCUUUUCUUCUACCAGCUGAAUUGCAAUACUUGGAUCCUCCCUAACAGCACAGCUGGAGCCAUGGUGGGCGAACCCAUCAUGGAGACCAUUGCCCACGCUGUGGCAGCAGCCGGGGGCCGCAUCUACCUCUCAGGGGGCUUCAAUGGGGUGGCCUUGGGGCACAUGGUGGCUCUCUUGGUCCCCACCGACCCCUGCCUCAUCUUCCCCAGCCUGGAGGCCUGCAACACGUCCAAUGCCAGCUGCACCUGGUGCCACGGCAGCUGCCUCUCUGCCGAGAGGUAUGGACAGGUGGGCUGUUCCUUUGGCAUGGCCUCCUGCUUCCCCACCCCACAGUCCGCGGAUGAGUGCCGGCGCCUCAGGACUUGCAGUGAGUGCCUUGCCCAGCAUCCACGCUCCAUGGCCCACAGCCUGGGCAUCCCAGCUUUGCCCCAGUGCAAAUGGUGCACCAACUGCCCCGAAGGAGCUUGCAUCGGCAGCACCGGCAGCUGCACCUCAGAGAAUGAUUGUCGCAUCAACCAGCGGGAGAUCUUUGUGGCGAGCAACUGCUCAGAGAUCUCGUGCGAGGCCUCCGACUGCGCCAAGUGCACGGCCUCCGGGAAGUGCAUGUGGACACGGCAGUUCAAGCGCACCGGGGAGACACGCCGCAUCCUCAGCGUGCAGCCCACCUACGACUGGACCUGCUUCAGCCACUCUCUGCUCAACGUCUCCCCGAUGCCGGUGGAGUCCUCUCCCCCACUGGCCUGCCCCACGCCUUGCCACAACCACAGCACCUGCGGGGAGUGCCUCAGCUCCAAGGGGGCCGACGGAGGGUGGCAGCAGUGUGUCUGGAGCGUCUCUUUGCAGCAGUGCAUGAGCCCCACUUACCUUCCCAUGCGUUGUGCGGCCGGGAUGUGCGGCCGGGUGCUGAGCGGCUCCGAGAGCUGCGCCCCAUCUUGCUCACACUUCCAGCAGUGUGCCCUCUGCAUCCAGCAGCCCCGUUGCGGCUGGUGUGGACUGCGAGGAGAAAAUGGCAAAGGGCGCUGCAUGGAAGGCGGACGGAGCGGCCCUCGCCAAGGUCUGUUGGAGUCCUGCGGUCCAAAGGCUGACUGGGCCUUCAUGUCCUGUCCUCCUGAGAACGAGUGUCUGAAUGGGCACCAUGAUUGCAAUGAGACGCAAAACUGCAAUGACCUGCCCCAGGGAUACCAAUGCACCUGCAAGAAUGGCUACAUGCUGGACAAUGUGACAGGGCUGUGCAAGCCGGUGUGCGAGCAGGGCUGUGUGAACGGGACGUGCGUGGAGCCCAACUCUUGCCUGUGCCACUUUGGCUACGUGGGACGGAACUGCUCCGUGGAGUGCCAGUGCAACAAGCACAGCAACUGCGAAGGCGUGGAGGCACAGGAUCAGUGCCUGGAAUGCUUCAACAACACCAUGGGCCAGCAUUGUGAAAAAUGCCAGCCCCUCUUUGUUGGCUUGGCACUAAACGGGGGCGCUUGCCGGCCAUGCCAUGCCUUCUGCCGUGGAAACAGCAACCUCUGCAUCACACGGGAGGAAUAUGAGAGGGCUCGCCGAGACCCAGUCCGCUUCCCACUGGAGCCAGCCUUGAUCCCCAAAUGGGUGGCAGAGGGACCUGCAGAGGAUGCUGCAGUGUGUGUGAAUUGCCAGAACAACAGCUUUGGAGAGAAGUGUGAGAGCUGCUUGCAUGGCUAUUUCCUGCUGGAGGGGAAAUGCACCAAGUGCCAAUGCAAUGGCCAUGCGGACUCUUGCAAUGAGCUGGAUGGGACCGGCUGCCCCUGCCAGAACAACACGGAGACCGGAGGCUGUCAAAACAGCGCCCAGUCUGACAAAAAGGACUGCUACAAGCAACAGUGUGCCAAGUGCCGAGAGUUUUUCCAUGGGAAUCCCGUGGGUGGGCACCAGUGCUACCGGCUGAUCAUUGUGGACCAGGAGAGCUGCUUCGACCCCACUUCGCAGCUCAACUGCUUCCAUGAGCCCAACAUCAAGAACCUUCCCUUGGGACGCACAGUCUUCUUUGGUGUCCAGCCCAAGUUCACCAACGUGGACAUCCGCAUCACCAUCGACGUGACCUUUGGCGGCGUGGAUGUCUAUAUCUCCACCUCCUAUGAGACAUUUGUCGUGGAUGUGGACCGGGCCACGGGCAUCCACUCGGUGCGUAUCGUGUCCUCUGGGGACGAAGCGGGCGGCCGGGCUGCAGUCAACAAUGGGAGCCAGUCCUCCCCACCAGCUCGGGAGGCGCGGACCCACGGCCUCAUCACCUACAUCACGGUGCGGGAGCAGCAGGCAGUGCUGAUCGUGCGGGGCGUCCGUGACCGCGUGGUCAUUACCUACCCCCACGAGAUCCAUGCUCUCAAGUCCAGCCGUUUCUACGUGGUCCUUCUGGGGGUCGGGGGCACCAGCCCCAACGUCACGGAGUCCCAGGGCCUACUCUUCUUCCGGCAAGACCAGGCCCACAUCGACCUCUUCGUCUUCUUCUCUGUCUUCUUCUCCUGCUUCUUCCUCUUCCUCUCCGUCUGCGUCCUGCUCUGGAAGGUGAAGCAGUUCCUGGAUCUGCGCCACGAGCAGCGCCGACACCUUCAGGAGAUGACCAAGAUGGCCAGCCGGCCCUUUGCCAAAGUAACCAUCUACUUUGAGCCGGAUGCCUUGGGAGCAGCCACUGAGCUGGUCUUCCUCCCCACCCGGCCGCACAAACACCCCGCUCUGGCCGCCGCCCCGCCUCUGCCAAGCCGCCUGAAGCCCUACCACGAGGUGCCCUAUCCAGUGGCCCACUUCCGCCGCUCAGAGCCCUUCCUCUCCCACCUGAUGGGCUACUCCUACUCCAGCUUCCGCGUGGGGCCCAUCACCCUGGAGCCCACGGACGAUGGCAUGGCUGGGGUGGCCACCGUCCUUUUCCAACUGCCAGGGGGACUGCAGGCCCCCAACCGUGCCUGCUUGGGCUCAGCCCUGGUCACCCUGCGCCACAACCUCCAGGACUACUGCAGCAGUAGCCAUGGGGUCAGCAGCUCCCGCAAGGGCCUCCUCAGCCACGAGAACCUGACCAGCAUGUCUCUAUGAGUCGACGUUGCCAGGACAAGGGCUGAGGAGAUGCCCUUGGAUGCUGUUGCUUGUGUAUUGCGUCACUCCGGCCAGCCCUACUGUUGGCCUCAUGGAGGCAAGUGAGAACUAGUGAGGAAGGCAAUGGGCAUGCCUUGCCACAAGGAGACGCCGUGGAGGGGACACUGCAUUGGGCACUGCCCACAAUCAUGCCAUGGAUAUAGACCUUGGUACCAGGUGGAACUGCAUCUCCAGCCUCUCGAGUGGACAGGCCGAUGCGUGUGGCUCCUAGGGGCCCGACUGUGCCCCAUCUUCCCUGGGGAGGCCAUGGACCUCCGUGGGAAGGGGUCAAGAAAGGGAGCUUUGCAGGCUGCAUCCAAUGGGGCAGACAAAAGUGACAAUCUCAGCUGUAAGGACAGGGACGCUUUGACCAGCUGAAAGCAAUGGGGGGCAGGGGGGUCUUGGGGGCAGCAUGUGGAGGGACCUGGCCCUGAUUCUACUCAGUGUUUUUGUUUUUCAUGUUCUGAAUGCUUUUCUUUUUUUAAAAAAAGCAAAAAACCCCACCCUCUCUUGCAAUCAUCUUUAUGCUCUGGCCGCCACCACUGUCUCCACCACAAUCCACAGUCCCCCCUAAAAGACAAUAAAGAGAGUUUGCUGCCUA